Messenger RNA from Neohortaea acidophila, 2165 nucleotides. RefSeq names its product putative MATE efflux family protein subfamily. The transcript has 5 exons. Bases 277 to 2130 code for a protein of 617 amino acids. NCBI's taxonomy places the organism in Eukaryota, Fungi, Ascomycota, Dothideomycetes, Mycosphaerellales, Teratosphaeriaceae. Gene Ontology annotation, cellular component: membrane. Gene Ontology annotation, biological process: xenobiotic detoxification by transmembrane export across the plasma membrane. The record is from RefSeq and is a predicted model, not a curated record. Gene Ontology annotation, molecular function: antiporter activity; xenobiotic transmembrane transporter activity.
CGGCUGACUUGACUUACCGUACCACACCUUCCUGAUCGAGCGUAGUCGGCAGUGCGAGAAUUUCCCGGACGGAGAAAACAUCUAUCAACCCACGACAUCACUCUCUGCAUAGCGAGGGCGCAUCUAACAUAUUGUGUCUCUUGGUUGCCCAUGAUUUGCUUCGGGUCAUCCGUUUGGCUGUACCGUGUGUUGCAUACGAUUUCUUCACAAUAUUAGCUCUUACGGCAUUGGAGUGGCGUCCGGUCUCCAGCGAGGUGUUACUACUAGGUGAGAACAAUGGGGUCCGCCAAGGACCGUGGAGUGCGGACGAGCCAUGGAGGGCCAAGCACUGCUUCCUCGUCAGACGAAGCUGGACAAUCAACGUCGGCAUCGAUUGCCGAAGAAUCAAUUCGUCGUGAUCUGGAGGACGAGAGCGCUGUCGACGCCGAACUCCGGAAUACGGAAGGAUCAACGUCGAAGCCCGCACUCGGGCAGCACUCUUUGGCAACCGGCCGCCGGGGGAGCUCCAACGUUGCCGCAUCAUCACAAUCACUACUCCCAAUCCCACCAGUAGCGGAGUUGGCUGUACAAGCAGAACGCAGUCCUGAAGCAGUGAUCGAGGAGGAGAGGACUCUGUUGCGGGACAACAAAUUGCUGCCAGAUUCCACCCAGCCAGGCACCGGUGAGGCAACAGAAACGACUGCCUUGCUCAAUGCAUCCAAUACCGAGGCGGGAUAUGGAGCUGAAACUACUGCGGAAGCGAUUGAUAAGGCCUGGGAGGAUGCCGUGCUGUCGGGGCAAAUCCAGACGACAUGGCAACGCGAAGCAAAGGUCGUUGCGUCCUACAGCAGUCGACUCAUGCUCACAUACUUCCUCCAGCAAUCCCUGACACUCACCACCAUCUUCACCGCCGGUCGGCUCGGCAAGAACGAGCUCGCUGCUGUUUCACUGGGCAGCAUGACGGCCGUCAUCACCGGCUACUCCGUCUACUACGGCUUGACCACCUCUCUCGAUACGCUAUGCGCACAAGCGUACGGGCGGGGCAAUAAGAAGUUGGUGGGAUUGUAUAUGCAACGAAUGGUGUACUUUUCGUGGCUAUGCACCAUCCCAAUCGCCGUGGUCUGGUAUGCCUCCCCAUACAUUUUGGCGAAACUCGUUCCGGAGAAGGAGAUUGCCAUGCUCUCGGGACGGUACUUGAGGGUUCUCAUUUUCGGCGCCCCUGCAUUUGCAUGUUUUGAGAGCUCGAAGCGAUAUGUACAGGCACAGGGGCGCUUCAACGCCACGCUCUGUGUGCUGCUCUUCAUCUCACCUCUCAACGUCCUCUUGCAGUACAUCUUCGUUUGGAAACUGGAAUUGGGCUUCAUUGGAAGUCCUCUGGCCGUUGCCAUUGCGCAGAAUCUCAUGCCGCUCGGCAUGUUUACUUACGUUCAACUCGUUGGCGGCAAAGAAUGUUGGCCUGGCUUUUCCCGAAAGGCCUUCAAGAACUGGGGUCCUAUGGUCUCCUUGGCCCUUCCUGGCUUCAUCAUGCUGUUUGCAGAAAUCAUUGCCUUUGAAGUCGUCACACUCGCCGCAGCUCGCAUUUCCGCGACGCAUCUCGCCGCAAACUCCAUCCUUCAGUCUCUCUGCGUCAUCAUGUUCACCAUCCCCUUUCCCGUCAGCAUCGCGGGAGGCACUCGCAUGGCCAAUCUUAUUGGCGCCUCGCUUCCCGAUGCCGCAAGGGUCACGAGCAAUGUCCUCUUCGUCGUGGGAGCCAUCCUGGGAACCUGCAAUGUCAUCAUCCUCUACUCCGGCCGUAGCUACAUCCCAUACCUUUAUACACACGACUCCGACGUCGCCGAGCUGGCUGCUGCGACACUACCGAUCAACGCGGCCUUUCAGCUUUUCGAUGCAAUCGCCGCGCAGUGCAACGGCAUGCUCAGGGGGCUGGGGAAGCAGAAGAUUGGCGGUUACGUUUCUUUGUUCUCGUUCUACGGGCUCGCACUCCCCGUCUCCUUCGGUACCGCGUUCGGCCUUGGAUGGGACCUCACUGGCCUGUGGUGCGGACCGGCAAUCGCGUUGUUUGUGCAGGCCAUAUUGGAAUCCAUCUACGUCUCGAAGACGAGCUUCCAGAAGGCCAGCGAGGCUGCUGCUAGAAGAAGCUCAACAGGAUAGAAAGUAGACAUACAGAUGUAGACAUGCAAAUCUAU